CUCUGUCUCUGUCUCUCUCUCUCUAACUCACUCUUAUGUAGCUCUUCUUGUGGGAAGAAACAGAGACCCGAAUCUCUGGUUGCUUCUCAUAGAUCCAACUCAACAUCUUUAUCUCUCCUUCUCUUUCUGGAAUGGACUGGAUUAUCAGUAAUGAUCAGAAUUGGCACUGUGGUAAUUUUGGUGGAGGAUGGGAUUGAGUUAUUGGGGUGCAGUUGCUAUAAUUUAAAAUAACGGUUAGAUCAAUCGCGUGGUUAACUGAUUGAGGGAGUCUUUGAUUUGCUUUUGAUCACUUCAAAUUCCUGCAUUUUGCAAGACAAGAUUUUCGGCAUUAAUUGAUACUUCAGGGUCUUGAAAUUUUUUAUGGAAAACCAAAACAAAAGUGAACUGUGACACCACUUCUAUUGCAAUGGGCGGACUUUGUUCAAGGAGAUCUACUGAAGAUGGUUCUGCAGGCGGAGGCUUUCCACAUCUUAAUGGUCAUUCUUAUUAUGGUUCUGGAAUCGUAUAUCAGUCUCAUGGAUUGCCUGUGCAAGCGAAUAGCAAUUCAACGCCUUCUUCCAUUGGGGAAAACAUGGAUAAGCAAUUAAGAGAACCCUUUUCAUUUCCAGAGUUAAAUGCUCUUUCCUAUGGGAUGCAUCCGGAGGAUUUGAAUGACGGGAUCCCUCGGUUGUCUAGGGCUUUGUCAAAUAAUUCUGGAUCGACAAAGUCCAAGCAACUGGCUGUUGCUAAGGUUUCAGAAGUGAGUUCACUUUUGGGCAGAGCAGGAACUGCUGGGCUUGGGAAGGCCGUAGAAGUUUUGGAUACACUUGGUAGCAGCAUGACAAAUUUGAACCUCAGUGGUGGUUUUGUGUCAGGGGUGGCAACAAAGGGAAAUAAAAUUUCAAUUUUGGCUUUUGAAGUUGCAAAUACAAUUGUCAAAGGUGCCAAUCUUAUGCAGUCCCUGUCAAAGGAUAGCAUUAAACAUUUGAAAGAGGUGGUGCUACCUUCAGAAGGUGUGCAGCGUUUAGUUUCAAAAGAUAUGGAUGAACUUCUGAGAAUUGCUGCAGCUGACAAGAGGGAUGAAUUAAAAAUUUUUUCCGGAGAAGUGGUCCGUUUCGGAAAUCGUUGUAAAGAUCCUCAAUAUCAUAACUUGGACCGUUAUUUUGAGAAGUUGGGAUUAGAACUUAUAGCUGAAAAGCAAUUGCAAGAAGAAGCGGAAACUGUGAUGCAGCAAUUGCUGACUUUGGUUCAGUAUACUGCCGUGAGUAUUUUCUCGCUGCUGUAG
Molecule: messenger RNA, 1264 nt
Organism: Ilex paraguariensis (yerba mate)
Lineage: Eukaryota; Viridiplantae; Streptophyta; Magnoliopsida; Aquifoliales; Aquifoliaceae
Source: the annotation of a GenBank genome assembly